GUCUGUUUUAAUAAGGCUUCGUUUUAAAUCCACUAGGUUUUGUAGUUCGAGGCUACCUUUAGAAAUGGGGCGAAAGGUUUGACAUACAUAAUGAAACAAUCAGGAAGUUAAGAACUAUUUAAGGCGAGUGUUUAGGCUUCUGAGGCUCAAAGCGCAGCAGUCAUCUCCAGCGGAGCACAUUAGUACAGCGCAACAGGAUUGGAGCGCAGUGAGUGAUUGGUGACCCUGAACCUGAAGAUUAAACAUGCCGAGGUCGUUUUUAGUGAAGAGCAAACGGGCGCACAGUUAUCACCAACCCCGUUAUCUGGACGACAACUACAUCCAAAUCGAGAAACUUUUCACAUGCCAAGAAAGUCAAAUGGUGCAGGUCUCUGAGAGCGCAGUGGAUGCCGGCAACCAUUCCCCUAAAGCCAGCAUGGUGUGCACGGCGGAUAAUUCGUCUCAGCAGUCGCCGCUGAGCUGUGAGGGCAGUGUGUGUGACCGCGUAUCGGACUAUGAUGACUUUUGGAGACCUCUUGGAGACUCUCCAGAUUUGGAUAAAUGCCCGGGGCCUUCGUCCUCUCCAGACGACUCUCAGCCUUUCGACAUGACUUUCCGCCCAUAUGUCUGGGCCCCAUCAACAUCAGAGCUCAGGCAUCUCAUUCAAUCAUGCAAUCGAGUGCCUGUCUCUGUAGAUUCAGAGACAUCAAUUGGGGUGUAUGAUACCAUAGAAAGAAGACCAGGUUCCCACCGCUUCUUCGAACCUACUCAAUCCGAACGAUUUUACCAGGACUAUGGAUCUCUAAACACUAACCUAUUGGAUAGUAGCUUUUACGCAGACCUCAAGAGGUCAAGUAAAGGAUCAGAGAUCGAUUCAGAAUCCAAUAUUCUAUGCACUCGACAUCAGCCUAACUCGUCCUACAAAUGCAUAAAAUGCACUAAGGUGUUUUCGACCCCUCAUGGGUUAGAGGUUCACGUGCGACGAUCACACAGUGGCACGAGGCCUUUCGCGUGCGAGAUGUGCGGCAAAACCUUUGGUCACGCGGUCAGUCUGGAGCAACAUAAAGCUGUCCAUUCACAAGAAAGAGUCUUCAGUUGCAAAAUAUGCGACAAAAGCUUUAAGAGGUCGUCCACUCUGUCCACGCACCUUCUCAUCCACUCUGACACGAGACCAUAUCCCUGUCAGUACUGCGGCAAACGAUUCCAUCAGAAAUCAGAUAUGAAGAAACACACUUUCAUUCACACAGGCGAAAAGCCGCACAAGUGUCAAGUGUGUGGCAAGGCCUUUAGUCAGAGUUCAAAUCUCAUCACACACAGCAGAAAACACACCGGAUUCAAGCCGUUCGCAUGCGAGCUGUGCGGCAAAGGCUUUCAGCGCAAAGUAGAUCUGAGGAGACACAAAGAAACGCAGCAUGGUCUAAAAUGA
Triplophysa dalaica is the source of this 1405-nucleotide messenger RNA. RefSeq names its product growth factor independent 1A transcription repressor a (gene gfi1aa). The transcript is spliced from 7 exons. The record is from RefSeq and is a predicted model, not a curated record. NCBI's taxonomy places the organism in Eukaryota, Metazoa, Chordata, Actinopteri, Cypriniformes, Nemacheilidae. The coding region runs from base 245 to 1405 and encodes 386 amino acids. Gene Ontology annotation, cellular component: nucleus.